This is a messenger RNA of Hyaena hyaena (striped hyena), 379 nucleotides long. Its product is annotated as ragulator complex protein LAMTOR3-like. NCBI's taxonomy places the organism in Eukaryota, Metazoa, Chordata, Mammalia, Carnivora, Hyaenidae. Bases 125 to 379 code for a protein of 84 amino acids. Gene Ontology annotation, cellular component: Ragulator complex. The transcript has a single exon. Gene Ontology annotation, biological process: cellular response to amino acid stimulus; positive regulation of TOR signaling. The record is from RefSeq and is a predicted model, not a curated record.
AGCCACCCAGAAAACCGGGAGUGGAGAUUGAUCCUGUGGGAGAAAGGGGUUCAUCAUAGUGGAUGACCUGAAGCGAUUCCUGUACACAAAAUUACCAAGUGUUGAAGGGCUCCAGGCUAUCGCUAUGUCAGAUAGAGAUGGAGUGCCUGUUAUUAACAUGGCCAAUGUUAAUGCUCCAGAACACGCUUUGAGAUCUGGUUUUUUACCUACUUUUGCCCUGGCAACAGAACAAGGAAGCAAACUUGGACUCUCAAAAAAUAAAAGUAUCAUCUGUUACUAUAACACCUACCAGGUGGUUCAGUACAAUCGUUUACCUUUGGUAGUGAGUUUCAUUGCCAGCAGCAAUGUCAAUACAGGACUCAUUGUUAGCCUAGAGUAG